UCCUCUGUGGGACAGACUGUGGUCCAUUAGUGCGGCUGGAUGUCUCGUUAGUGCGCCAGAUGUCCAGAUGGACCUCUCUGAAAGCACGCGCCCGCGCACAGAGAAAGUGAAGAUCAAGAUGAAUCUUAUACUCGUUUCUGACCGUACAAACCAGGCACACUGACCCUGGUCGCGGCGAUCGGUGCGUUUUAGUGAUUAUAACACGAUAUUCCUGUUUAUUUUGAACAGUUAUCUGGUGUGCUUUCUUUUCAUCAGCAGAGUGUUUGUUGUUGAUGUGUAGCGCGCAUCGCUUUGCAACGCCCAUGAUCUUCUCAACCCGAGGAGGGAGAUACAAACGGGGAUAAACUUCUGAGCUUCAUCUGUAGGCGUCUGUCACCACGUGGACUUGGAUGUGAUCGGUGAAGGGUUUUUUGGACUGACAAAACGAGAUGAGCGAUGCCAUAGAUGACUCCGGUAUCAUCCGCAGGCGGAGGAUGCAGAAGGAUCUUCCCUUGCCCAGGAAGAGCAGUGGCUGUCGCACCAGUAACCGCAAGAGUCUGAUCUUGACGAGUACGUCUCCCACUCUUCCCCGGCCUCACUCUCCUUUACCAGGACACAUCGGAAGCAGUCCGCUGGACAGUCCUAGGACGUUCUCCCCCAGCGCACCGGCCCAUUUCUCUUUCGCAUCAUCCAGAAGGGCUGAUGGCAGACGCUGGUCUCUGGCCUCUCUUCCCUCCUCUGGAUAUGGGACAAACACACCCAGCUCAACGUCUUCCAGCUCGUCUCAGGAGCGGCUGCAUCAGUUGCCGUUCCAGCCCACCCUGGACGAGCUGCACUUCCUGUCCAAACACUUUGGCAGCACUGAGAGCAUCACUGAUGAUGAUGGACGGAGAUCACCGCAGGUGCGACCGCGCUCACGGAGUCUCAGUCCGGGGCGAUCGCCUUCCUGUUACGACAAUGAGAUUGUUAUGAUGAACCAUGUUUAUAAGGAGCGGUUCCCUAAGGCCAGGGCUCAGAUGGAGGAGCGCUUGGCUGAGUUCAUCGAGUCGUACUCACCUGAGAACGUGCUGCCGCUGGCUGAUGGGGUCCUCAGCUUCAUCCACCACCAGAUCGCAGAGCUGUCCCGAGACUGCCUGACCAAAUCUCGUGAAGGCCUCAUCUCCACCGUCUACUUCUACGAGCUGCAGGAAAACCUGGAGAAGCUGCUACAUGAAGCCUAUGAGCGAUCAGAGAGCUCAGAGCUGACCUUCAUCGCAGAGCUGGUGAAGAAACUCUUCAUCAUCAUCUCCCGUCCUGCCCGACUGCUUGAAUGUCUGGAGUUUAACCCUGAAGAGUUCUACCACCUUCUGGAGGCAGCAGAAGACCACGCUAAAGAGGGCCAGCUGAUGAAAGCAGACAUCCCGCGAUACAUCAUCAGCCAGCUCGGCCUCACCAGAGACCCUCUGGAAGAAAUGGUGAAUUUGGAGAGUUAUGACAGCGAGGGACCCCACACGCCAGAGACGGACGACUCUGCUGAAGGGAAGCUCAAAGCCAUCAAAGCGCCCUGUGAAUCAGACUUCCAGACUAUCAAACUCAUCAGCAACGGAGCGUAUGGAGCUGUGUAUUUAGUCAGACACCGAGAGACUCGGCAGCGCUUUGCUAUGAAGAAGAUCAACAAACAAAACCUGCUCCUGAGGAACCAGAUCCAGCAGGCGUUCGUGGAGCGGGACAUCCUGACCUUCGCCGAGAACCCCUUUGUGGUCAGCAUGUUCUGCUCUUUUGAGACGCGCCGUCACCUGUGUAUGGUUAUGGAGUAUGUGGAGGGCGGUGACUGUGCAACGCUGCUAAAGAAUAUCGGAGCACUUCCUGUGGAAAUGGCCCAGAUGUACUUUGCUGAAACCGUUUUAGCGCUGGAGUACAUUCAUAAUUAUGGCAUCGUACACCGAGACCUGAAACCAGACAAUCUGCUGAUCACGUCGAUGGGUCACAUUAAGCUGACAGAUUUUGGCUUGUCAAAGAUGGGACUCAUGAAUCUCACCACUAACCUGUUUGAGGGACACAUAGAAAAGGACGCCAGGGAGUUCCUGGACAAACAGGUGUGUGGCACACCUGAGUAUAUCGCCCCGGAGGUCAUUCUCAGGCAGGGCUAUGGGAAACCAGUGGACUGGUGGGCCAUGGGUAUCAUCCUCUACGAAUUCCUAGUGGGCUGUGUGCCAUUCUUCGGAGACACGACUGAAGAGCUCUUUGGUCAGGUGAUCACAGAUGAUAUUGAGUGGCCUAAGGGAGACGAGGCACUGCCUAGUGAAGCUCAGAGUCUGAUCUCUGCCCUGCUGCAAACCAACCCACUAGUGCGACUGGGUACAGGUGGAGCAUUUGAAGUAAAGCAGCACUCGUUUUUCUUGGGAUUGGACUGGAAUGGUUUACUCCGACAGAAGGCCGAGUUUAUCCCUAAUCUAGAGUCUGAGGAGGACACCAGCUAUUUCGACACACGGUCCGAGCGUUAUCGGCACAUCAACUCCUAUGACGAGGAUGACACCAAUGACGAUGAGCCAGUAGAGAUAAGACAGUUCUCCUCCUGCUCGCCGCGCUUCAGCAAGGUGUAUAGCAGCAUGGAGCACCUGUCCCAGCUGGAGCAGAAGACACCUAUAGUAACCCGUCGAGAGCACAAAGGUCGUCGUGAUGACAAGAUGGCCAAGCGGGAGAGUUUGGGAAGCUUGAGGGACAAGAGCUGGAGGACAGGCUCACCUGAGAUGAAGCGUCUAUCAUGCUCUGAGUCUUUGUAUAUGGACGGAGAUUACAGUCCUCCUAUGGGUGCCCGGCGCCGUUUUUCAGCCCUAAUGGACACGCACAGGUUUGCCGCUACUCAAGAGGGUGAUGGAGAGCUCUCAGAAAAACAGGGUGCUGCUAAAACCUCGGCAUCAUUAGUAGAGGGAGCCACUACACCGUCAUCGCCAAGUGCUAAUGAACAAAGGAAUCCUGGAAAGGAAGUUAUGUCAGCAAGUAAAGGGGCAGACAAGCCACUGAGACCAGGUGAGAUAUCAGCACCAAAGGCCAUACCAGGAGCCAUAGCAGUGGUUGGUAGGGACGGGGUUGCCAUGGGUGACACCGUCGGACAGCGAGCGACAAAAGAUCUGGUGCUUCGGCAAGCGCGUCACCAGCAGCUGUCAAGCGAUGGGGAGAAACGCACCUCACGUCCCAGCAACAAGGUCAUCAAAUCUGCAUCUGCCACCGCUUUGUCUGUCAUCAUACCCGGAGUUGAGCAGCACGGUAGUUCUCCACUGGCCAGUCCAAUGUCCCCACGCUCUCUCUCAUCCAACCCCUCAUCACGAGACUCCUCUCCCAGCCGUGAUUACUGCCCCACUGUAACAGUGCUUCGUUCACCAAUUACUAUCCACCGCUCUGGCAAAAAGUAUGGGUUCACACUCCGUGCUAUUCGGGUCUACAUUGGAGACACCGACAUCUACAGUGUGCACCACAUAGUCUGGCAUGUGGAGGAUGGAGGCCCUGCUCAGGAGGCGGGACUAUGUGCUGGUGACCUCAUCACUCAUGUCAAUGGUGAAUCUGUGCAUGGAUUGGUCCAUACCGAGGUGGUAGAGCUUAUACUUAAGAGUGGAAAUAAGGUGACUGUGACCACAACACCUUUUGAAAACACAUCCAUUAAAGUGGGACCAGCACGCAAGUCCAGUUACAAGUCCAAGAUGGCUAGACGCAGUAAGAGGACAGUCAAAGAGGGACAGGAGAGUAAGAAGCGUGGGUCUUUGUUCCGCAAAAUAACUAAGCAAUCCAACCUGCUGCAUACGAGCCGUAGUUUGUCAUCUCUGAACCGGUCCCUGUCAUCCAGCGAUAGUCUUCCUGGCUCUCCGACACACAGCCUGUCCGGUCACUCCCCUACCCAGAGCUACCGCUCAACCCCUGAGUCAUCCCACCUUGGUGCCUCCUCCCAGAGCAGUUCUCCUGCCUCCAGUGCCCCGAAUUCCCCUGCAACAACCCAGCAUAUGAGACCCAGCUCCCUGCAUGGACUUUCCCCCAAACUACACCGCCAAUACCGUUCAGCCCGCUGCAAGUCAGCGGGCAACAUUCCUUUGUCUCCAUUGGCUCAUACACCAUCCCCAACUCAGUCCUCACCACCUCCUUUGCCUGGGCACACAGUCGGAAGCUCCAACACCACCCAAACCUUUCCUGCCAAACUACACUCAUCCCCACCAAUCAUAAGGCCUAGACCCAAGAGUGCUGAGCCACCCAGAUCACCACUACUCAAAAGAGUGCAGUCAGCAGAGAAACUUGGGUCACCUCUUUCAUCUUCAUCUGAUAAGAAAGGUGGGAUUGGGAUGAUGAGGAAGCACAGUUUGGAGGUUGGACAUUCAGAUUAUCAUAAGGAUGGUUUCCACUGUGAGCUUGGCCUCCAGAGUUUGGUGGAAAUUGAGGGUGAGAAUCUGGCAUCUGCUCCAACAACUUCUCCUUCACCCACUCAACCGACACCAUCAUCGCCUGAAAAGGGCGUUCUGAAGCCGGUCAGGAAGCUGGGCAGGCAGGAGUCACCUUUGAGUAGAGAUGCUUUGCUUGCCGGGAGAGAAAGGGAUCGACACAAGGAGAGGACUGGUGAACCAAGUCAAGCUAGUGAGGCUAAAACAGGGGCGGUUAAAGAGACCCUCUUUUCUGGUGGCAUUACUCUAUCUGGAAAUAAGAAAUCUGCAAGUGUUGAAGCAUAUCAGCGGCCCCCUUCCACACUGCAGGAAAGUUGCCAAGCCAAGCCUCAGACUUGGCAGCCUCCAUUGACCAAGUCUUCUCCGGUAGCAUCAGAGUCCAAACCUCUAUUCCAAGUUGCCUCUCUUCCAUCGCCCCUAACCACGUCUUCCCCGUCUGUCAAAGCAACAGAUCCAAGUUUCAUUAAGGAAACAGAAAAUGAUGACCAAGGAAGUCUUACAAAAGUUGCCCAAAGCCAGGCACUAGGAACCACUAAGCCUCCAUGCUCUGUGAGUACAUCUGGUGUUAUUAACAAAGAGUUGUUGGAGAAAGAACGGCGAAAGGAUACUGGGAAGACUUCAACUUCAGUCAAGCCAAGUAUGCCAUGCAGUGAUCUCGGGAAGACAACAAGCACAGAGAUAACCAAAGCAAAUAAGGGACCAGGUGAUGGAGAGGGUCUCAAAAAGAGCAUAUUAGAUUCCCAUACCAGAACUUUAGAUGUCAGGGCAAGAACUGCUCCAUCCAAAGGGGUUGUCCCAUCUCACCCACCCCAGGUGCAGUGCUCUGCUUUGGGAAAACUUAGGCAGGACAAGGGCUUAGCUCCGGUCAGCUGCUACCGGGGAACACUGGAUUGGGAAGACAAAUGCCUCUUGGAAGUAGUUGAGGAACACUCUCCAUCUCCCACUUCUUCUCCAACUGGAGUUCCUCCUGAUCUGCCCAAAACUCAACUUCAGUCUCCUGGCGAAAAAUCUGGUUUGGCUACACAGUUGACAAGCACAGGGAAAUCUAUAGGGCCUGAUAAAGGUGGAACUCAGGAGGGGCCCAAGGCCAAAGAUACCACCGAAUCAUUUGGGGUCACCAAGGCUUGUGCAACAGGAAGACCUGAUCCUUCUUAUGGGAGUAGACCAAGCUCCAAAGUAGUCAGUCAGAGUCCUACUAGCACCUCUCCGCAGGUGAAGACUGUCGUUACUCCUCAGAAUGGCUCUUGAUCUUCUGCUAGUUGGAAUAAUAAAUGCAUUUUUUUAGGGUUAAGCUGAAUUUAAAGUUUUUGAGCACUUAGGUGUUAAGGGACAUUCCACCCAGUGAAAAAAAGAUACUAAACCAUAUUACACUGAACAAAGACAACAACUCCAAGUUAUUUUAAAGGCUGUUAUUUAGUUUACAUGCAGAGCUGCAUCAGAAAAAGUUCUAGAAGUAUUAUAUUAGAAUGUGUGUUGGGUAUUUGUGUAUGAGGUGAUGAUUGGGUGCAUGUUUUGUGGUGCUUGUGCUACAAAGUAAAAAAAAUUGACAAGCGUGAAGUGCUUUAAUUGAUCAAGCAAUGCUGAAUUCUAUGAACACCAAAACAAUGUUAUGUGUACUUUUC
Molecule: messenger RNA, 6004 nt
Organism: Carassius carassius (crucian carp)
Lineage: Eukaryota; Metazoa; Chordata; Actinopteri; Cypriniformes; Cyprinidae
Product: microtubule-associated serine/threonine-protein kinase 1-like
Exons: 27
Coding region: 429-5630 (1733 amino acids)
Biological process (GO): intracellular signal transduction; peptidyl-serine phosphorylation
Molecular function (GO): protein serine/threonine kinase activity; protein binding; magnesium ion binding
Source: RefSeq, a predicted model, not a curated record